CCAACCAUAGCUACUCCUUCCGGAGCCUUUGAGCAUCAAGGCUAUUUGAGCACUAAAUUAUCACCCUCCUUUCCUCGUUCGAUACUCUCGUCGGCCUCACGAGUUUGCCGACGGAAGAGGUACACGCUCACAUCUCCCACACAACUAGCAAAAACGGAUUGGUCGGAUCUCGGAUCUGGCAACUGUCUUUCUCCUAGCCCUGGCAAUUUAAAAAUUAUAAGUUUUGACAAAAUUAACAUACAAGGAUGGACCAGCACUGAAUUAAAAUCUCCUCAAGGAAUUUUUCCAGGCCGUCAACCUCCCUUAGUUGAGGCCGACAUUUCUUGGAUGCGUGAGCUCGUUGUGGCAUGCAAUCCAAUUAGUCUAGAUGUCUCAGGUCAAGAGCUGAAUGGUCACUCGGACGUCCACGCCGUUGCUGGACAACAGGGCUCCACUCGCCGAAGGAAAUAUUACUACAAAAAAGUAAGUUAUAUAUUCUUGCUCUUCUAA
Messenger RNA from Protopolystoma xenopodis, 489 nucleotides. Lineage: Eukaryota; Metazoa; Platyhelminthes; Monogenea; Polystomatidea; Polystomatidae. The record is from the annotation of a GenBank genome assembly.